Hypomesus transpacificus is the source of this 3472-nucleotide messenger RNA. RefSeq names its product exostosin-1c-like. NCBI's taxonomy places the organism in Eukaryota, Metazoa, Chordata, Actinopteri, Osmeriformes, Osmeridae. Gene Ontology annotation, cellular component: membrane. Gene Ontology annotation, molecular function: glycosyltransferase activity. The record is from RefSeq and is a predicted model, not a curated record.
AAAGUCGAAACAGUCUUUGGCGUAAUUCGGUUGUCGAAAAUCCUCCGUUCCGCGGAACCGCUGGCCAGAUGUGCGUAUUUUCUUUAAAAUCAACUCUGCGCAUCGAACGUACCUCCGCGCCCUCAGAGCCAAUCAUAAUCGCCGAGGGCGGGUCGUGUUUGGGACGUUGUGGAUGAACGAAAUGGACAAUUCAUCGGUCAUAUUCCAUCACGGACAGAAGACCUGUGCUUGAACGCAGAGGUGAUGUGCAAAUGCUUGGCCGAGGAGUCAAGAGGAAAUCGUCCGUGAGAGCAUCCGUGUCGUUAACCCCCGGUAAAGGCCGAGAGUCGUGGAGCAAGCAACUGUGGUGAUGAGAGACCCCCGGAGACAGCGCAGGGCGCCAUGAGGCGGGAGGGGCCGCUGCGAGAGGAGAAAUCGCCCUUCAUCAUCCUCAGAGCUGGUCAGAGACACACACACACGUUGCAGAGAGGGGGUGAAAACACACCAUUCUGAGAGUGGAGACGACGAGAGAGGGAGAGGAUAAGAGAGCGAGCGAGAGACGAGAGAGUGGAUUCUGCAUCUCUUCGUUUCUCCUCCAUGGGUGAUUCCACCGGACCAGACUUGGAGUCAGCAGUGCUGGUUUCCAAGUUAGCGCACUGCUUUCCCCUGGACCCCCCCUGCUAGACCUCCAACCACCCCCACCCCCACCCCCACCCCCACCCCUGUGAGGCUCAGUGCUGAGGGGCAGAGACAGGGAAUCGAGGGAGCGAGAGAGACAGAGAGCGAGAGAGAAAGAUAGAAGGCGAGACAGUGCGACUCCAUGCAGGCCAGGAAGAAGUAUGUGCUGCUGGCCCUGUGUGCAUGCUGCUGGUUCCUCCUCUUCUACUGGGGGGCCGGGGGCAUCGGGUCACGUCUCCUGCGCUUCCUGACCCGCCACCGGGGUGAGGUGGUGCGCCCCUGGCCCACCUGGACCGACCGGGCGCUGCUGCCCCGCUAUGCCCACCUGGACGAGCUCCAGACUGGGCCUGGCUCGGGUGAGUCCCCCCGGCAGAGACGGCAGUCCUGGACGGGCAUCUAUAAGGACAGCCGCUGUCGCAUGGAGACUUGCUUUGACUUCUCCCGCUGCCGGCGCAGAGGCCGGGACGGCUUCCGGGUCUAUGUGUACCCGUCGGAAAAAGGCGAGCGUGUGUCGGAGAGCUACCGCAAAAUCUUGACCUCUAUAGGCGAGUCACGGUACUACACCACAGACCCCCGCGAGGCGUGCUUGUUCGUGCUGGGGAUAGACACUCUGGACCGCGACCAGCUCUCGGGCCAGUUUGUGCCUAACAUGGAUGAGCGCAUCCGUGGUUACCCGCUGUGGAACGACGGGCGUAACCAUCUGGUCUUCAACCUGUAUUCGGGCACAUGGCCCAACUAUACAGAGGACUUGGGCUUCAACAUGGGCCAAGCCAUCUUGGCCAAGGCCAGCCUCAACACGGAGCACUUCAGGCCCGGCUUCGACGUGUCCAUCCCCCUGUUCUCCAAGGACCACCCCCAGAAGGGUGGCGACCGGGGCUGGCUCGUCCGGAACUCUGUCCCCCCUAGGAGGAAAUACUUGCUGAUGUUUAAGGGGAAGCGCUAUUUGACGGGCAUCGGCUCGGACACCCGGAACGCCCUCCAUCACAUCCACAAUGGGAAGGACAUUGUCUCCCUGACAACGUGUCGCCACGGCAAGGACUGGGAGAAGCACAAAGAUGCACGGUGCGACCAUGACAACCUGGAAUAUGAGAGGUUUGACUACCAGGAGCUGCUCCACAACUCCACCUUCUGUCUGGUGCCUCGGGGACGACGCCUGGGGUCCUUCCGCUUCCUGGAGUCUCUACAGGCUGCCUGUAUACCGGUGUUGCUCAGCAACGGCUGGGAGCUGCCCUUCUCUGAUGUCAUCCAGUGGAAUCAGGCUGUCAUCGAAGGAGAUGAGAGACUACUGCUGCAGGUUCCGUCCACAGUGCGAGCAGUUGGGAAUGAGCGAGUGCUGGCUCUGAGGCAGCGGACACAGAUUCUGUGGGAGGCCUACUUCUCUUCUGUGGACAAAAUAGUCCUCACCACUCUGGAGAUCAUAAAGGACCGUGUGUUCUCCCAUGUAUCCAGGAACAGGUACAUGUGGAACUCUCUACCAGGGGGGCUGCUGGUGUUACCAGAGUACUCCACACACCUGGCCCAUUUCCCCUUCUUCUACCUGAACCUGGGAGUGAGUCCAGGUCAGGAGUUCACUGCUGUCAUUCACGCUGUGACCCCAUUGGUUUCUCAGUCUCAGCCAAUCAUGAAGCUGCUCCAGGUGGUCUCCAAGUCUAAGUACUGCUCACAGAUCAUCAUCCUGUGGAACAGUGAGAAGCCAGCUCCCCACAGAACUAAAUGGCCCCCCAUGCCUGUACCCCUCAUUGUGACAGACGGCAGGAGGAAGACAACCAGCAGGUUUCUGCCUAAUGCCGCCAUAGAGACAGACGCAGUGCUGAGUCUGGAUGAAGACACAGUCUUGCUGACAAGUGAAGUGAACUUUGCCUUCCUGGUGUGGCGUAGCUUCCCUGACCGCAUCGUGGGUUACCCCCCCAGGAGCCACUUCUGGGACCCCCUGAAGCACGCUUGGGGGUACACCUCCAAGUGGACCAACGACUACUCCAUAGUCCUGACCGGAGCAGCCUUCUACCACAGGUACUACCAUCACCUGUUCACUCACUACCUGCCGCCUUCGCUGCGAGCGCUAGUGGACCGCACCUCCAACUGCGAGGACAUCCUCAUGAACUUUCUGGUGUCCUCCGUCACUCACUUGCCCCCUAUCAAGGUGGCCCAGAGGAAGCAGUACAAGGAGUUACCUAGCCCCCAGGGUAGCAAGGGUCUGCCCUGGACCAACCCAGAGCACUUUAGCCAACGUCAGGAGUGCGUCAACACCUUCGCCAGCUGGUUCGGAUACAUGCCCCUGGUCCACUCCCAGUUCAGACUGGACCCAGUGCUGUUCAAGGACCAGGUGUCCGUCCUUCGCAAGAAAUACAAGGACCUGGAAAGGGCCUGAGGGCGGCCCGAGGGACGGCUGCAGGGACAGGGAGGUCCAGUGCAGUGUGAAUGAUGGACAAAAGGAAAGAUGGAGGAUAGACAAUGUGUGGCGCAGACUGGUCUGCAGCCCAGAGAAAUGGAAAGGGGAACCAGUAGCAGAAGUCAGAAAGACCCACACCUCCAUGGAGUCAGGGAAGACCACCCAUUGGUUGACAACAUGUUUGGGGGCCUCUGAGAGGUGUUAUGAUUGGCUCUCUGCUGAAAGUAGACGUUCUCCAUAGGACAAAUAUGGGUGUUCUUCCCGUGGCUGUUCCCAUAGAAGAAGCAGCACCUUGUAUCAAGAGGACUCUGAGAGAAAGCCUAUGUUUCCAGUCGAGUACUGGCUGGCUGAAGGAUCUACAUUCAGAUGGUUCAUUUCAUAUCAAAGUUGUAACUCUUAAGACCAAUAAAAUCAUUUCUAAGUGUU